Molecule: messenger RNA, 1220 nt
Organism: Aspergillus glaucus CBS 516.65
Lineage: Eukaryota; Fungi; Ascomycota; Eurotiomycetes; Eurotiales; Aspergillaceae
Exons: 1
Coding region: 466-1050 (194 amino acids)
Source: RefSeq, a predicted model, not a curated record
ACAGUACUCACCUCCCCUUCCCAUCUCUAAUAUCUUACAGCAUAUUCCAUUUCCGGACCUCAACUCCGCCGUCCCGUCCAUCUAAUCUAGGAUCCAACCGCCCUUAUCAAUAUCUAACCCUACUGGGCAACGCCGACUUACUCAGUACAGUAUCUUCCCCGACCCCGACACCGCACAUCAGUGGACACCAUGACAUCUUCGUUAAGUGAUAAUCGGGGUCCCCUUGCCACUUACAUUGGAGACAGAGCCGUUUUUUGUGGAGGCCUGGACCCUGGACCCCCCUCUUGUCGGUUGGUCCGGCCUGCCGUUAAUGGAUGGACGCGCGUAGGUUGUAUAUAUACCGUUUGUGCCUCUGACAACGCAACUUUUUUUUCUCAUACACAUCACUUCUCUUUUGUUUUAUACCUUACUAGGCCAUAACAAAACCAAACAAGGCUGAAGAAAAAAAAAAGACAAGAAACGAAAAUGGUCCUCCUCCGCUCCAUCUACGCCACCACGGCCGCCAUCCUUCUGGGCGCGCAGUCCGUCGCUGCUGCCCCCGUCGCUGCCGCCGCUCCCGACCUCGGAUCGGACAUCUCCAGCGGUUUCCAGGAAGCCGGGGACAAGAUCAAGGGUGUUGUCGAGCGAUGUGUUCCCGACGACCCGACCUCGUGUGGCUCCGGUAACGUCAAGCGUGAAGCUGGUAUUGGGUCGGAUAUCGAGAGUGGCUUCAAGGAUGCCGGUGACAAGAUCAAGGGCGCUUUCACCAAGCGUGAACCCGAAGCCGGCAUCGGUUCCGACAUUAAGAAUGGUUUCGAGGAUGCCGGUGACAAGAUCAAGGGCGCCUUCACCAAGCGUGAACCCGAAGCCGGCAUCGGUUCCGACAUUAAGAAUGGCUUCGAGGAUGCCGGUGACAAGAUCAAGGGUGCUUUCACCAAGCGUGAACCCGAAGCCGACAUCGGUUCCGACAUUAAGAAUGGCUUCGAGGAUGCCGGUGACAAGAUCAAGGGCGCCUUCACCAAGCGCUGUGUCGUCGACGACCCGACUCCCUGCGAAUCUGAAAUUCCUUAAGAUUUCCUUAACGGGAACGAGUAUGUGAAUGGGUAUGGCAAUGCGAUGCUGUGCUACGCUGUCUACGCUAUACUAUGUUGACAUGAGGAUGAGUUGACAUCGUGUAUAUAACGAAGGAGGUAUUUACUUUGUUUUAUGAUAAUCAAUCCAUAAUCCUGGACAGUAUUGAG